AUGGAUACUAAGUCUGAGAAAUACUCAGAUAUCGAGAUUGAAGAUGUUCAACAAAUCACUUGGACAGAAAAGGAAGAGGCAACAGUCCGCUGGCUGCUCGAUUUUCGUGUCGUGCCAAUCAUGUUUAUCCUUUAUCUCCUGUGCUUUCUCGACAGUAAUGCCCGCAUUCAAGGGCUACAGGUCGACCUCAAUCUUAAUGGAUACCGAUUCAACUGGGCUCUUACAAUUUUUUAUGUCGGAUACUUUCUCGUCGAGAUUCCAUCCAAUGUGCUUCUCAAGAUCAUCGGGGCCAAGUACUAUCUCCCGUCAUUGGUAAUCGCGUUUGGCCUGGUCUCAAUGUGUACAGCUUUUGUCCACGACUAUCCAGGAUUGCUGGCAUGUAGAUUCUUCCUCGGUUUCGCGGAGGGCGGACUUAUGCCCGGCAUCUCAUAUUAUCUCACCUGUUUCUAUAGACGGUCCGAGCUUCUCCUUCGAAUAGGCUGGUUUGUUAAUGGGGCAUGUCUAGCCGGCGCCUUCGGCGGUCUUUUUGCAGCAGGCCUCAGCCAAAUUCCACGCUGGGGCGUUGAGAGUGUCCAAAUCCAUACAUGGAGGAAUAUCUUCCUCUUCGAAGGUAUUCUAACAGUCUUCAUCGGGCUUGCUGUCAUGUACUUUCUGCCCUCAAGCCCAAUGGACUGCACAUUUCUAUCCGACCGUCACCGGUUCAUCGCAGCCGAGCGCAUCAACAGCGAAUACAACGAUGCACGAACAAAGACGCACCGAAUCACGAAGAAAGAUGUGUCUCGUGGCAUCUUCAACAUCAACAACGCAAUUUGUGGAUUUUCAUUCAUGUUUGCCAAUGUUGCAGUGCAAUCGCUCGCGCUUUUCAUGCCAACAAUCCUCGCAGCAAUCGGGUAUAAGUCCAUCAAAGCACAAUUAUAUACUGUACCAGUCUACACAGUUGCUACGGUGGUUUCACUAUUUAUGUCCUGGUUGAGUGAUCGCCUGCAGAAGCGCGGAGUGUUUAUCUCUGCCGGCGCACUUUUGGCAAUGACUGGAUAUGCAAUCCUCAGCUCCGCAAACGACCCGAAUGUCAAAUAUGGCGCGGUGUUUAUUGCGGCUAUCGGAAUCUUCUUCAUCGGAACCACCGUGUUGGCCUGGUCCCUCAAUAAUGCAGCGGGGAGCUCUAUUCGAGCGGUGUCCUCUGCCUUUGUGGUCGCCAUGGGGAAUUUUGGUUCGGUGAUCGCCACUUGGUCGUACCUUCCCUCAGAUGCUCCAAGAUAUAGGAAGGGCCAUUUCAUCAACAUGGGUGCCGAAAUCGUCGUGUGUCUCCUUGGAAUUGCAGGUAUCGUGUAUGUAAGGUGGGAAAACAAACAAAGAGACCUGGGCAAGCGCGACCAUCGGCUGCAGGGCUUAACGACUGACGAGGAGAUUGAGGAGCUAGGGUAUAGACAUCCGAGCUUCAGGUAUAUGGAAUGA
Molecule: messenger RNA, 1455 nt
Organism: Exophiala aquamarina CBS 119918
Lineage: Eukaryota; Fungi; Ascomycota; Eurotiomycetes; Chaetothyriales; Herpotrichiellaceae
Exons: 4
Coding region: 1-1455 (484 amino acids)
Biological process (GO): transmembrane transport
Cellular component (GO): membrane
Molecular function (GO): transmembrane transporter activity
Source: RefSeq, a predicted model, not a curated record